GGCGCGGCGGGUCCGGCAUGAGCGAGGCGCGGCUGCGGCCCGGGCGCGGCCCGGCGGGGCCCGAGACCCCCAGGACAAGGAGUCCGAGUCUGAGAACAGGCUGGAUGGAGAGACGGCGUCAGACAGCGAGAGCAAGUCCGAGUUCGGGGGCUCCUCCCCUGUGCCCACCUCAGAUGACACCCCAGAGGUGCUGAACAGGGCCCUGUCCAACCUGUCCUCGAGAUGGAAGAACUGGUGGGUGAGAGGGAUCCUCACGCUGGCCAUGAUCACCUUCUUCUUCAUCAUCAUCUACCUGGGCCCCAUGGUCCUGAUGACAAUAGUGAUGUGUGUGCAGAUCAAAUGCUUCCACGAGAUCAUCACCAUCGGCUACAACGUGUACCACUCCUACGACCUGCCCUGGUUCAGGACGCUCAGCUGGUAUUUCCUGCUGUGUGUGAAUUAUUUCUUCUACGGGGAGACGGUGACUGAUUAUUUCUUCACGCUGGUGCAGAGGGAGGAGCCGCUGAGGAUCCUCAGCAAAUACCAUCGCUUCAUCUCCUUCGCCCUCUACCUCACAGGGUUCUGCAUGUUUGUGCUGAGCCUGGUGAAGAAGCACUACCGCCUGCAGUUCUACAUGUUUGGCUGGACCCACGUGACGUUGCUGAUCGUGGUCACCCAGUCCCACCUCAUCAUCCACAACCUGUUCGAAGGAAUGAUCUGGUUCAUCGUGCCCAUCUCGUGUGUGAUCUGCAAUGACAUCAUGGCCUACAUGUUCGGCUUCUUCUUCGGCCGCACGCCGCUCAUCAAGCUCUCCCCAAAGAAGACCUGGGAGGGUUUUAUUGGAGGAUUUUUUUCCACUGUUCUCUUUGGGUUGCUGCUGUCCUACGUGAUGUCGGGGUACCGCUGCUUCACCUGCCCCGUGGAGUUCAACAACGACACCAACAGCUUCACCGUGGACUGCGAGCCCUCCGAGCUCUUCCAGCUGCAGGAGUACAACAUCCCCGUGCUGCUGCACUCCGUGCUGGGCUGGAGGACCGUGAGGAUGUACCCCUUCCAGAUCCACAGCAUCGCCCUGUCCACCUUUGCCUCCCUCAUCGGGCCCUUCGGAGGCUUCUUCGCCAGCGGCUUCAAGAGGGCCUUCAAAAUCAAGGACUUUGCCAACACCAUCCCGGGCCACGGGGGCAUCAUGGAUCGCUUCGACUGCCAGUACCUGAUGGCCACCUUUGUCAACGUCUACAUUGCCAGCUUCAUCAGGGGCCCCAACCCCAGCAAACUGAUCCAGCAGUUCCUGACCCUGAGGCCAGAGCAGCAGCUGCACAUCUUCAACACCCUCAAAGCUCACCUGGUGGACAGGGGAGUGCUGGCCAGCCUGGAGGACGCAUAGGCAGGAGCUUGGAGCAGGACUGAGAGCACACAGGCCUCCUCCAGGGAGUUCCCUGAUUUAAGACAAUAACAAGGCCUCAUUUCACUGUAACUUUUUCUUCCUUUCUUGGUAAAUGUUUGCAUUUGUGGUUUAUUUUAUUUUAUUUUUUUUUCUAAAUAAUAUAUUUAUAGAGCUUUGGUUCAAACGAGCAAAUGUCGGGUUUGUAGCUGAGGAGGAGGUGAGGGGUGGGUGGAGCAGGAGUAUCAAAACUGCUCUGGGCCUCCUGCUCAGGGGGCAGCUCUGGGACCCUCCUCCUGUGCUGGGGGUGCAGGGGAAUGUCCCAGGGCAGAUUCCUGCCUCUGGGAAUCUCCUUGCACAGGGGGAGGAUCCUGUGUGAGCCCCUUCCCGCUGCCGCUGCUCUCACUGCUGCUCCUGCAGUGCCUCUCACAUUCCCUCCCUUCUGUCCUGGCAAAUCAGAUUUUUGUGGCCGCUCAGAGCAGGAGCAGGCUGGGCACAGGGAGUGGCAGCUUCAGAUUCCCCCAGAAGCCAUGGAAGUAAAUGAGGUUCAGAGAGCGCUGAAGUUUCAUUGAGCAAUUCCUGCCAGGUGAGAACAGCUUGCAAACACCUUGGUUUGUUUCCCCCAUUAAAUAACCUUUAGAAACCACACUUCUUCCUUUCUCCAAGCUUGGAAACCCCACACUGGGAUAUUUGAAGGAGCCUGGGGAGCAGUUUCCAGGCAGUUUCCUUGCUGCAGCUGGGGGUUUUGUUUUCUUUCAGGGAUCAUGUCUGUUUGUUACUUGAGCUGUAGAAGUCGUGCUGCUGAGUUUACCAAGGUCUGUGUUGCAUUUCAGUCUGAGUUCAUUUCUCUGCAGGCUUCUGUCCUGCUUUGCUCACUGAAUCUUGUCAGAAGUAGUUUGUACUUGAUAGCUGCAGGUUUUAUGAAGUACUUUCCUUUAUUUUGUCAUACUUUUUUAUUAUUUAAAAACAAGAGCCCUAAAGAUUGUAAAACUUUACUUUUUCUUUUUUUUUUUUUUUUUUUUUUUUUGUAACCAGAUAGUGAAAAUAUCCCCAUUUACACCUUGUGUAAACACGAGGGGAUUCUGAUUUUCCUUCUUUCCAUAGUUUGUGCAUGGGAGAGAGAAACUUUACCUUGUUUUAGCCCAGGGAACGAGUGACAGGGAGAGCUCAUGCAGAAAUACAUUGGAGUUUUCAAGCAGUUGCUGCCACAAACCUUCAGCCACGCGUGAGCCCUGCACCUGCUUGGCAUCAGCAGAGAAUAAACCACCUGAAAACGCCCCAAAUUCAGAGCUUUUCACACCCUGAGUGCGUGUAACUACACAGCAGAGGGGCCAGCCCCUGUCCUGCACUGCUGUGGGGCUGUGCUGGCUCUGCUCCCUGGGCAGGUGUUGGAUGGAAAGCACAGGAGGCUCUGCUCUUACAAAGCAUUCCCAAUUCCUGCUGGCACAGUUCUGCCCUGGGCAGUCCAGGACUGCCUUUGGCGUUCAUGUGGAUUUCUCCUGGUUGUGGAUUUCUCCUGUGCUUGCUCCCCUCCAGCUGGAAUUAGGUUUAUUUAUUUUCUGCCCAUGGAGCAGAUGUUGGUGCAAGAAGCUGCAGAGGAGAACGGAGGUGCUCCCCCCUUGCCCAGGGCAAUAUUUGGGCAGUGCCAGGGGGCUGCAGCAGCUGGGGCUGCCUGGGUGCUCCCGCCCUUUACCCAACGCCCCAGGCAGAAAUGACAGUGUUGAUAAAUAUCCCAAAGCUGUGCUCUGUCCUUAGUGAGAAAUCCCUUGGUGGGUUUUUAGUCUCCUGCUCGUCUGCUUUAACCCUUUAGUUCCUCUCCUGCUGUGAGCAGCAGGGCAGGGCUUUGCUGGGGCAGGGCUGUCAGUGCUGGCUGUGGGCACUGGAGGGCAAAGCAGCUCCAGGGAGCAGCAGCAGCUCUGCCUGGGGGGCCUGCCCUGCCA
Messenger RNA from Camarhynchus parvulus, 3300 nucleotides. It is a transcript of the gene CDS2, whose product is annotated as CDP-diacylglycerol synthase 2. The record is from RefSeq and is a predicted model, not a curated record. Bases 263 to 1363 code for a protein of 366 amino acids. The transcript has 13 exons. Lineage: Eukaryota; Metazoa; Chordata; Aves; Passeriformes; Thraupidae. Gene Ontology annotation, cellular component: endoplasmic reticulum membrane. Gene Ontology annotation, molecular function: phosphatidate cytidylyltransferase activity.